AUGUCUUCUUCUUCGUCGCCACCCUCGACAUCGGCGACAGCGGGAAGUGACAGAGACGUGGCCGACACUAUACUCAAUGGCCUAACACUGAUUGAUCAGCGAUUGAAUAGACUAAAGGGUUACACACUGGACGCCAGCGCAUGCACCCAAUCACAGAUACAGAGUAACAUCACAAGCUACGAGAAGAUCAAGUCAAUACUAAGUAAUGCACGUCUGUUGCUCAAGGAGCAGACGCAGGAUGACGAUGUCCGACAUAUCAGUCAGCAGGUCGAGAUCAGACUGAGCACGACCACAACCGAGAUCGAAGUGUUGGUCAAACGACUGGCUGAUGGUGACUAUCAGAUUGAUUCAGGUCAUGGCCACGGCUUGGGUCUCACCGUGUCCAGCGAGGAGGAGCGACCACUAUCACCCCUAUCGCUUGUCUCACGUGAGAUUGAGCGCAAGCUGGCCUCGGACCUCUCGCAGUCCCAGCCCAACCUAUCAUCAUUGGUCGCACACCAUGACGGCAACAACAACAACAAUGGCAUCAAUGGCAACAACCAUGGAAACAACACAUGUACACAUACACUCAUGGUCCCACCAUCAUCAUCAUCUUUAGCCAGCUCAGCACCAGGUCGUACAACAACAUUGGGAGUGUGCACCAGCAACACAUCAAGCAGCAUAAAUGAUAAGAUCAUCCUGCGAAGGAUGUCCAAGCUCCCGCCUAUCAAGGUGUCGGGCACAAGGAUUGGACACUAUCGGUCAAACUCAAUGUCUUCGAUACAAGCACCAGCACCCUCGCUGCCCGCCUCACGAGGCCAUGGCGAACGCCUGGCCACACUACAAUCUCUGCUCAAGGCUGAGAUACUGACCAACUCAGUUGACAACAAGGUGAUGGAUGACGUGGGCAUACUGACACGUGGCAAGACCGAGGAGCUGUACAAGCUGGUCUACGACCUGCGUAGUCUUAACCGCGUGAUCACCGACCUGGACAACCUGCGCAUCAGCAUCACCGACGUGGACCAUGUGCUGCAGGCCAGUCUAGGAUCGUCUGAGUCUGCUCGCUGCGAGGUGCCCAUCGCACACCGCAACAUACUCGAGCGACUCGUCACGCUCAUCCGCAGCGAACCAUCGAUCCUGGCCGACACACUAUUCCGCGCCGGCUACCUCGACGGUAACUGCGACCGCAACAUCAAGACUUCUUUCUGCGAUCUGUCACAGGCCAUCGUCUUCUCAAUGUUUGGCAACUGUUGCACGGCCACUGACGAGCGAUUGCUCCUCGCACUCAUCAAGCGUGUUGUCGAACUCGAGUUUGCACACUUUGAUGCUGCCAAGCGCGACACGAAUGUGGAUACUGCUUCGGUGGAGGGCGAACGAACCACACAGGACAAGCAAUCCUUUGGUCUUCAAGAACACUUCUCGCUCACAUUGCUGUCAACAUACCUGCGCCACACAUUUGGGCAACCUUACAUCAGUGCCGUGCUCAAGGAGUUGGUAGUGUCCAUCAUCCAGGAUCACAACAUGAACUUGGAGAGCGACCCACAGAAGAAGCCCAUGCUCGCAGUCAUUGGCUUCGAAGUAGCGCCCGACAUUGACGAGCUGGCGCAGCUGCAGCGCUUCAGUGGCGAGUUCCUGCAUCGCACGAUGGCCAUGUCGGCCGGCCUUCCAUUCGGCAUGCGCUGGACAUGUAAGCUGUUGCUGCAGCUCUAUCGCCAACAUAUCAAGGAGACACGCCCCGAGGCCGACCCGCGCGUCGUGGCUGGCGAGGAACGCGAGCUGAUCAUCAGGCUGGUGUACGACAACUUCUUCAUCCCGGCACUGAUCAACCCCGAUCGCAAUGGCCUGCUCACGGGCCUGGGCAUCAGCCAAAAGAUGCGUCACAAUCUCAACAAGAUUGCGCGUACCGCUCGCCAGUUCCUCAGCAGCCCACACGAGAUCCCCGCAUGGCUCAACGAGUCCAUGAGCCUGGAGCAACGUCUGAGUGAGUACUUUGCCGAGAUACCCCUUGUCGAGGAGCCAGAGACCUACUUCAACCGCCCGGUAUACGAGGCGGAGAUGGGCCAGCAACUGCUGGUGUCCUCCACGGACCUGUUCAUUGUGAUGGAGUUGAUAUAUCAGAACACUGGAGACAACAUGUCUGCUGCGGCAGUGGAGGCUGUGGCCAAGAUCAAAGAGGUACAGGGUGCUGCCAACCUACAGGAUGGCAUGCGAUUCCUUGUUCUAAACGUGCAGGCACGCAACAAGACGCAGGGAGGUCAAGGCCAGAAGCCCAAGAUUGCCCAAGAGGUACUCCUGGCCAAAGAAAACCUGACCCUUGUCCUUGUCGUACUCAACUCACUCUGUGGCUACAUGUUCUCGACCAACACUUGCGAGUUACUUCUUCUCCAAUCAGGUAGAAACAGGAGUAUGGAUGUUAAUAUAUUGGACGCACAGAUUGAGGAGACGAUACGUAGUCUUUGGGCAUUGCCAGAGAGUUACAAGGAGAAUGAUUAUGAGAUGUUGAUUGAAUUGCUGUUCGAGGACUACCGCGCCAGACAGGAGCGCAAUGAGAUUGACCGCAAGAUAAGACUGGUCUAUCUCGAUCAGCUGCAACGCAUAACCUCGCAAGUGAUCUCACAGAAGAGUGCCUGCAUAGAGUACAUCAACAAUCAAAAGUUUAGGAUGUUCCGCGAUGUAUACACGAGAUUGCAAACAGAGUUUGUCAGCGAGUUUAUGUCUAGGUUCUCAAUCGACACUGGAUACUGCUCCUGUUGUCCCAACAUCAAUGAGGAUCAGGCACGCAUCUGCGAGACCUGUUGUACCAAGUCCACAAUGGUGGCCACAUUCUUCAAACGUACCAUCGACGCCAUCGAGAAGCAUGAUCUCUGGAAGGAUGCACCUCAAGAAGAGUUGGACAUUGCCUUGUGCACACUCGAGAGGAACCUGAUGACACAGAUAUACAACUACUCAUUCCAUGUCUCAACAGAUGAUGUCCAACUCACUGAUCUGUUGCGAUCCAGAUCGUCUAUGAUUGAUUUGCAAACAUUGGAGAUUCCGGCCAAGUAUGCCAAUCAGGCACCAUGGAAGCUGGCACAACAAGAACUUACCAAGCUUAACCUGUACAAAACACCUCACGACAAGCUCAAGUGUGUAAUAGACACUUGGAACAUUAUUCUAAACUAUACCAAACCAUUGGGAGACUGUGGAGCAGAUGACUAUCUGACUAUCAUGGGCUAUGUAAUUUUAAAGGCAAAGCCAGACCAUAUACUGUCCAACGUCCAGUACAUCUCACUCUAUAUCACUCAACUGGAUCCUUCGAUUGAGAAGUGGUUCACCUACUUCAAGACCUCUGUGGAAAUGGUACGAAGUGUACUGGAUGGAGUUGGAGGCGAUGAUCCUGGCUGGGUAGAAGGUGUGAUCAAGCCCACACGAUAG
Messenger RNA from Acytostelium subglobosum LB1, 3393 nucleotides. RefSeq lists its product as hypothetical. Gene Ontology annotation, biological process: regulation of GTPase activity; vesicle-mediated transport. Gene Ontology annotation, cellular component: cytosol; endocytic vesicle. The coding region runs from base 1 to 3393 and encodes 1130 amino acids. The record is from RefSeq and is a predicted model, not a curated record. The transcript is spliced from 5 exons. Gene Ontology annotation, molecular function: guanyl-nucleotide exchange factor activity; small GTPase binding. Lineage: Eukaryota; Evosea; Eumycetozoa; Acytosteliales; Acytosteliaceae.